AUGUCCGCCCCCGCCCCGAACUCUGGUGCCAUCAUCACCCAGCCUCCGCCCCCCUCUACUCUGCGGGAACAACGUAUCGCUACCCACUCCCACAUCAAAGGACUGGGCCUCGCAGACGAUGGUACUGCCAUGACCACCUCUCAAGGCUUCAUCGGCCAGGUCCUCGCCCGUGAAGCCCUCGGUCUGCAUCUGAGCUUGCUGAAGGGCGGCAAGUACUCUGGCAGACCGUUGUUGCUGGUCGGACCGCCGGGUACGGGAAAGACUGCUUUGGCGCUGGCGUUAAGUCAGGAGUUGGGCAGCAAGGUGCCGUUCUGUGCCAUGGUCGGAAGCGAAGUGUAUUCGGGAGAGGUCAAGAAGACUGAGGUGCUUGGAUCUUGUUUCAGACGUGCCAUCGGUCUGAGGAUCAAGGAGACCAAGGAAGUGUACGAAGGCGAAGUCACCGAACUCACCCCCUCCGAAGUCGAAAACCCUCUCUCUGGCUACGGCAAAACAAUCUCCCACGUCAUUGUGGGCCUCAAAACCGUCAAGGGCACCAAGCAGCUCCGCCUCGACCCCUCCGUCUACGAGUCCAUCCAGAAGGAGCGCGUCGUUGUCGGCGAUGUCAUCUAUAUCGAAGCCAACACUGGCGCCGUCAAGCGUGUGGGCCGUUCGGACGCUUAUGCGAGCGAGUAUGAUCUGGAGGCGGAGGAGUAUGUGCCGUUGCCAAAGGGCGAUGUGCACAAGAGGAAGGAGUUGGUGCAGGAUGUGACGCUGCAUGAUCUUGAUAUGGCCAAUGCCCGUCCGCAGGGAGGGCAGGAUAUCAUGAGUGUAAUGGGGCAGCUUGUGAAGGGUGGAAGGACUGAAGUGACAGACAAGUUGAGGAGGGAGAUCAACAAGGUUGUGGAUCGAUACAUUGAGCAGGGUGUUGCCGAGCUUGUCCCUGGUGUCUUGUUCAUCGACGAAGUACACAUGCUUGACAUGGAAUGCUUCACCUACCUCAACCGAGCCCUCGAAUCCCCCAUGUCCCCUUACGUCGUCCUGGCCUCCAACCGUGGUAUCUCCACCAUCCGCGGUACCGAGUACGACUCUGCUUCAGGCGGUAUCCGCGCCCCUCACGGUCUCCCAGUCGACCUCCUAGACCGGUGUAUGAUUGUCAAGACUCAGCUCUACACCAGGGACGAGAUCCGCCGUAUCGUCGAUCUCCGAUGCCGCGUGGAAGGUAUCAGCCAUACCCCUGAAGCGCUGGAGAAGCUGGCAGAUGAGGGCGAAAAGUCGAGUUUGAGGUAUGCCUUGCAGCUCUUGACACCGGCGGCGAUUAUCAGCAGGAACAAGGGUAAGGGAGAAGUCAGUGUGGCGGAUGUGGAGGAGCUGGGAGAGUUGUUUUUGGACGCAAAGAGGUCAACGGGGGUGUUGCGUGGACAGGAAGAUUUUGAGAAGAGAUACUAG
This is a messenger RNA of Cryptococcus wingfieldii CBS 7118, 1425 nucleotides long. Its product is annotated as RuvB-like helicase 1. The record is from RefSeq and is a predicted model, not a curated record. Gene Ontology annotation, cellular component: NuA4 histone acetyltransferase complex; Ino80 complex; Swr1 complex. Gene Ontology annotation, molecular function: ATP binding; ATP hydrolysis activity; DNA helicase activity. The coding region runs from base 1 to 1425 and encodes 474 amino acids. NCBI's taxonomy places the organism in Eukaryota, Fungi, Basidiomycota, Tremellomycetes, Tremellales, Cryptococcaceae. The transcript has 3 exons. Gene Ontology annotation, biological process: chromatin remodeling; regulation of transcription by RNA polymerase II; box C/D snoRNP assembly.